Messenger RNA from Ochotona curzoniae (black-lipped pika), 3968 nucleotides. It is a transcript of the gene DNMT3B, whose product is annotated as DNA methyltransferase 3 beta. The coding region runs from base 53 to 2629 and encodes 858 amino acids. NCBI's taxonomy places the organism in Eukaryota, Metazoa, Chordata, Mammalia, Lagomorpha, Ochotonidae. The transcript is spliced from 23 exons. The record is from RefSeq and is a predicted model, not a curated record. Gene Ontology annotation, cellular component: nucleus. Gene Ontology annotation, biological process: negative regulation of transcription by RNA polymerase II. Gene Ontology annotation, molecular function: DNA binding; DNA (cytosine-5-)-methyltransferase activity, acting on CpG substrates.
AGGGCGCGUCCUUCCAGAAGCGAAAGGGCCCAGUGCACAUGUUCAGGAAACAAUGAAGGGAGACACCAGACACCUCAAUGGAGAGGAGGACGCCAGCGGGAGGGAAGACUCUGUCAUCGUCAACGGGGCCUGCAGCGACCAGUCCUCGGACUCCAAGGACGCCCCCUCGCCCCCCAUCCUGGAGGCUAUCCGCACCCCGGAGAUCAGAGGCCGCCGAUCAAGUUCACGGCUGUCCAAGAGGGAAGUGUCCAGCCUGCUGAGUUACACUCAGGACCUGACGGGUGAUGGAGAUGAAGGUGAAGAUGGAGAUGGCUCCGACACGCUUGCAAUGCCUAAGCUGUUCCGGGAAACCAGAACUCGCUCUGAAAGCCCAGCAGUCCGCACCCGAAAUAACAACAGUUCUUCCAGCCGGGAGAGGUAUAGGCCCUCCCCACGGUCUACUCGUUCCACCCGAGGCCGGCAGGGCCGCAAUCACGUAGAAGAAUCCCCCGUGGAGUUCCCGGCUACCAGGUCUCUGAGACGGAGGGCCACAGCCUCCGGAGGAACUCCAUGGCAGUCCCCUGCCAGUCCUUACCUCACCAUUGACCUCACGGACGAUGAUGCGACACCCCAGAGCAGCAGUACUCCGUACCCUGGCCUUCUGCAGGACAGCCAGCUGGACGGCUUGGAAUCCUCCCAGAUGGACGCAGAGAGGGAUACAGAUGGUCCAGAGUAUCAGGAUGGGAAGGAGUUUGGAAUAGGGGACCUCGUGUGGGGCAAGAUCAAGGGCUUCUCCUGGUGGCCAGCUAUGGUAGUGUCCUGGAAGAGCACCUCGAAGCGCCAGGCCAUGUCCGGCAUGCGAUGGGUACAGUGGUUUGGCGAUGGCAAAUUCUCAGAGGUUUCUGCGGACAAGCUCGUCGCAUUGGGAUUGUUCAGCCAGCACUUCAAUCUUGCGACUUUUAAUAAGCUGGUUUCCUAUAGGAAGGCCAUGUUCCAGGCUCUUGAGAAAGCCAGGGUCCGUGCUGGCAAGACCUUUUCCACCAGCCCCGGGGACUCUCUGGAGGACCAGCUGAAGCCCAUGUUGGAGUGGGCCCAUGGGGGAUUCAAGCCCACUGGUGAGGAAGGCCUCAAGCCUGACAACAGCAAGCAACCAGUGGUUAAUAAGUCGAAGGUGCGCCGUUCAGGCAAUAGGAGCUUAGAAGCACGGAGACACGAGAGUAAGAGUCGGAGACGGACAGCUGAUGACUCCACAGCCUCGGACUAUUGCCCUCCGCCCAAGCGCCUCAAGACCAAUUGUUACAACAAUGGCAAGGACCGGGGAGAGGAGGACCAGACCCGAGAACAAAUGGCUGCAGAUGUGACCAACAACAAGGGGAGCCUAGAAGACAGCUGCUUGUCCUGCGGAAGAAAGAACCCUGUGUCUUUCCACCCGCUCUUUGAGGGUGGGCUCUGCCAGAUUUGCCGGGAUCGCUUCCUUGAGCUGUUCUACAUGUACGACGACGAUGGCUAUCAGUCCUACUGCACUGUGUGUUGUGAGGGCCGCGAGCUGCUACUGUGCAGCAACACGAGCUGCUGUCGGUGCUUCUGUGUGGAGUGUCUGGAGGUGCUGGUGGGCACUGGCACGGCAGCAGAUGCCAAGCUGCAAGAGCCCUGGAGCUGCUACAUGUGCCUCCCACAGCGGUGCCAUGGCGUCUUGCGCCGGCGGAAGGACUGGAACAUGCGUCUACAGACGUUCUUCACCAGCGACAUGGGGCACGAAUAUGAAGCCCCCAAGCUGUACCCUGCAAUUCCUGCAGCUAAGCGGCGGCCUAUUCGAGUACUGUCCUUGUUUGAUGGCAUUGCAACAGGGUACUUGGUCCUCAAGGAACUGGGCAUCAAGGUGGAGACGUACAUCGCUUCGGAGGUGUGUGAGGAAUCCAUUGCCGUCGGAACUGUUAAGCAUGAGGGAAAUAUCAAAUAUGUGAAUGAUGUCAGGAACAUCACCAAGAAAAAUAUUGAGGAGUGGGGCCCCUUUGACUUGGUGAUUGGUGGGAGCCCGUGCAACGACCUCUCCAAUGUGAAUCCUGCCCGGAAAGGCCUGUAUGAGGGCACAGGCCGCCUCUUCUUUGAGUUCUACCACCUGCUAAAUUACACACGACCUAAGGAGGGGGACGACCGGCCAUUCUUCUGGAUGUUUGAGAAUGUUGUAGCCAUGAAAGUUGGCGACAAGAGGGACAUCUCGAGAUUCCUGGAGUGCAAUCCAGUAAUGAUUGAUGCCAUCAAAGUAUCUGCUGCUCACAGGGCCCGAUACUUCUGGGGCAACCUACCUGGGAUGAACAGGCCUGUGAUAGCAUCCAAGAACGAUAAGCUCGAGCUGCAGGACUGCUUGGAAUUCAAUAGGAUAGCAAAGUUAAAGAAAGUACAGACAAUAACCACCAAGUCGAACUCGAUCAGACAGGGGAAAAACCAACUUUUCCCUGUUGUCAUGAAUGGCAAAGAAGAUGUUUUGUGGUGCACUGAGCUCGAAAGGAUCUUCGGCUUUCCUGUACACUACACGGACGUGUCCAACAUGGGCCGUGGAGCCCGCCAGAAGCUGCUCGGGAGGUCCUGGAGUGUGCCUGUCAUCCGACACCUCUUUGCCCCACUGAAGGACUACUUUGCCUGUGAAUAGUCCCCACCCAGGCCUGUUGGGCCCUGGGGUGUGCCAAGCCAGGAUCAGGAGAAGUCAUUCCUGACCCCAGGCACCCCCAGGCUCUGCCCUUGCUCAGCUCAGCUGGGUGAGGUCUCGCCCAAGGACCUCGGAGCCAACUGACCCUGUCUCUUGCAGGAGGAUGGUGCCACCUCCUUGUGCACAACUCGGACCUGGUUGCUAAAAGUAGCCAAACACGGUGCUCAUUUUUACUUUCCAAUCUUAAACAAGAAAAACUUGAAGUAGGUAGAAAGAUGACAUUUCUCCCUCAUCUUGUGUUACUGCUCAGAGAAAUGGCUAAGAUACCAAAAUAGUCACGCCAGUAGCUCUUCAGUACUCAGGUUGCUGCUGGCAAAUCAUCCAAAAGACAGGUAUGAUAAAAGGAAUAAAAAGAUACCUGCGCCUCCAGGAUAUAGGAGUGUGCAGCUGUAGACAUAUAGUGAAGGGACUUUUAAGGGCCCGCGAUGUUUUUUCUAGGGCUAGUGGGAGUGGGAUGGAUGUGUAUGUUCUGGAAUUUUAUGUGGCAUACAACACUUGCAAGGCCCAGCAAGCGCUGGAGGCUGCUGAUGGAACCUUUAGUAUUUCCCACAAUGAUGAUGUCAACAGGGAUGAUGUCAUCGUCACUUUCAGGGCUGUUUUUCCCCCCCCACACAGAUCCAAGGGCCUGGGCCACCCUUAUCUCUAGAUCCUUCCGGGUUAAGUGUAGGAGAAGCCUCAGGGGAAGUUUAUUUAGGAAGGUGUGGGCUUUGUUUCCUUAUUAUGUAGCCAAGUCCAGCUGUCCCCUUCUUAUGUGAGAAGCAUGGAGGGAGGGACCUUUGGUAAGACCCCCAUCUCCUGAAGAUGCCCCCUCCCCAACACAGGUGCAAGCCGCCACUCCCCCCAACCCCAGUAGGAUUUCCUGACUACUAACUCGGUGAUCAUUUUAUCAGUUUCCCCUUCAUCUAAGAGAUGACUGGGGAAAUUGCAGUAGAAGCUUAUUCCCCUACUUGCAGGUUUUUAAAUUCUUUUUUAUUCCAUGUUUUUAGGGGGAACAGGCGGCCAAGCCAAGCAAACUGCAUUUCAGAAAUGCUGUUCUGUAAUGGUUUUUAACACCUUUUACUCUUACUGGUGCUAUUUUGUAGAAUAUCCAACAACUUUGUGACAAAUUUUGUGGGGCUUUUUAUACAUGGUUUUUUUUUUUUAAAUCUCAGACUUCUAUUUUUAUGUUUCAACAUUUUCAUUAAGAUUUUGUUUUACAACUGGAGCCAUGGAACAAGUAUGGGGUGCCUUGUUUCAACAGUUUUUGCUAAUUUCUGGGCUUGAAGAUGACGAUGCCUAGAGU